Molecule: messenger RNA, 3774 nt
Organism: Anopheles moucheti
Lineage: Eukaryota; Metazoa; Arthropoda; Insecta; Diptera; Culicidae
Gene: Lgr1
Product: thyrotropin receptor
Exons: 9
Coding region: 118-2985 (955 amino acids)
Biological process (GO): G protein-coupled receptor signaling pathway
Cellular component (GO): membrane
Molecular function (GO): protein-hormone receptor activity; G protein-coupled receptor activity; protein binding
Source: RefSeq, a predicted model, not a curated record
CAACGUUUGGGUGACGACCCGCAAGGUGAAAGUGAGUGUGCAGUGUACGAGUAGCGGAAAAACAAACGUUCGCCAACUUCCGGCACUCGGAGCUAUUUUGAAAGCGAAAAGAAAAUAAUGACAGUUAGCUUGGACCGUGCCGGGAGACAGUAUCACCGUACGGUGGGUGUGUGGUUGUGGUCGGUUGGUAUCCUGCUGGCAGGAAGUCAACUACCAGUGGCGGUGGAAACCGGCCCCAGUGUUGCGGUUACUACGCACGCCAAUGUGAUCGUUCCGGCCGGUGGCAGGUUGGUGUCGCUGACGCCGGACGGAACCGGAGACGCGAACAAUGCGUCAAUGCUGCUGCUGGACAACGGCAACGGCACCACCAGCCGGCAGCCGCCCCGGGAAGAGUCGGCAUCGGACGGACUGGAAACGGGCACCGUGCCGGUAAUAGAGCUGAAACGGGGCCAAUGUCGCUGCUGGAAUUCGACCGAGGAAGCCUUGGGUGAGGUGCAGUGCCGUUGCCUCGGACAAUCGAUUGUGCGUGUGCCACAGAAGCUGACCGGCAUGCAGCGGCUGACGCUGGAAAAGGUCGGCAUCAAGCGUUUGCGUACCAACGCGCUGACGGUGUACGCGGACACGUUGCAGGAUCUGUUCUUCAUCUACCUGCGGGAGUUUCAUCGCAUCGAACCGGCCGCCUUCUCCCGGUUGCGCCACCUCCGCACGCUCUACAUUGCACACGCACCGAAGCUCGAAUUUCUGCCCGCGGAUGUGUUCGAAGGCAUUUCGAUGAAGCUGAAAACGCUGAGGAUUAUACACAGCGGACUGCUCGCAGUGCCUGACCUGCGCGUUCUCUCCGACCACAUAAUAAUGCAUAUGGUUGAUUUGGAUGGAAAUCAGAUUCGCGAAAUUUACGAGCGAUCGAUACAACUGAAGACUGACGAGCUAAUUCUCGACAAUAAUGCCCUCACGGAGAUUCACGGAUCGGCAUUCCAUGGUUCGGAAAUAGCUAGGCUGAGCAUUAAAAUGAACUACAAGCUGAAAGAAAUCCACGAAAAAGCAUUCGUAGGAAUAAGUAACAUAAGAGAGCUUGAUCUAUCCGGGACUGCUAUUGAGGAGUUGCCUACCGAAGGUUUGGCAGAGCUGGAAAUACUGCGCAUACAGCACACACACUCACUGAAAACUAUUCCAUCGGUGUACAACUUCAAGAACUUGCGGACCGCCUUCCUGACGCAUUCGUUUCACUGCUGUGCGUUCAAGUUUCCUGCCCGCCACGACCCAGACGCACACGAACGCAAUCUUAAAAAGUUCUACGAAGUGCAGCAUCGGUGCAUCGCGAACGGCUACUCAACGCCCCACUUCAAGUUGGAGGUACCAUCCAGUGCUGAAACGCCACUCGUGCUGGAAGCCGACGGUUCCGACAGUGGAGCGACAGAGCGAAACAGUCGCAGCCGCCGUUCGGUGGACUUUCACAGUUGGUUUGCCCGGCUAACGUCGAGUGGUGAAACUGGUGAGCGGCCGUCUGGUGGUGAAUCACUCCAGAAGGGUAUUGAUCUGUCGGACAAAAGGUUGGGCGAUAUAGUGGAAGAUAAUUAUCUGCUGCCUAUCACCGGGCAUCCGGUGGAUGAAGCGGGCGACCAAACGAUGGGCAGUGGUCUGUACACGGAAAAUCCACUGUUGGGCGAGUUCCACGAGACGGUUGCACAAAUUUCGUCUAUGGAGGCACUGUGUGGCAAUCUGACGCCGAUGAUCUUGGAUGUAAAGUGUUAUCCAAUGCCAGACGCAUUAAACCCAUGCGAGGACGUCAUGGGAUCCCAUUGGUUACGGGGAUCGGUAUGGGUGGUGGUGCUGCUGGCCGUAUUUGGCAACGUGGCAGUUGUUGUGGUGCUGUUCUCCAACCGUAGCGAUCUGACAGUGCCAAAAUUCUUGAUCUGCAAUCUCGCAUUUGCCGACCUGUGCAUGGGUCUGUACCUGCUCUUGAUAGCUUCGAUCGAUGCCCACUCAAUGGGCGAAUACUUCAACUAUGCAUUCGAUUGGCAGUAUGGCGUUGGGUGCAAGGUGGCCGGAUUCCUUACAGUCUUUGCCAGCCACUUGUCAAUCUUCACGCUCACGAUCGUGACGCUCGAGCGUUGGUUUGCGAUCACCCAUGCGAUCUAUCUGAACCGACGGAUCAAACUCUCGGCGGCCAUGUACAUCAUGAUCGUCGGCUGGGUGUACGCAAUCACGAUGGCAUCGAUGCCCCUGUUCGGCAUCAGCAACUACUCGUCCACCUCGAUCUGUUUGCCGAUGGAGGCACGGGACAGCUUGGACAUUGCCUACCUGCUCACGGUGCUGGUCGUGAACGGGUGCGGCUUUGUCGUGAUCGUCGUCUGCUACGCCCAGAUCUAUCUCUCGCUUGGCAAGGAAACACGACAGGCAGCCCGUACGGCACACAGCGGCGAGAUGACAGUGGCGAAAAAGAUGGCCCUCUUGGUGUUUACGAACUUUGCCUGCUGGGCACCGAUUGCGUUCUUCGGACUAACGGCGAUUGCCGGCUAUCCGUUGAUUGGUGUGAGCAAGUCGAAGAUCUUGCUGGUAUUCUUCUAUCCACUCAACUCGUGUGCCAACCCGUACCUUUACGCCAUUUUAACUGUCCAGUAUCGGAAGGAUCUCUUUUCCCUGCUCGCAAACUAUGGUCUCUGCACGCAACGGGCCCAACAGUACAAAAUGACCUAUUCGAUGCCCACCAACACAUUCCAGGUUGCACCGGCACGAGGUUCCGUGAACUACAACAGCAGCAACAACGGAACGGUGACGUCGGCGGCCGGCAUGGCGGCCCUUGCCAGCACCACCAACACGGACACGGUCACCACCACCAUCACGUGCGGCAGUGUGGUGCUGAGCACGAACGGUAAUGCCAAUGGGACGGCCACCGGUGGAGCCGGCAGCGCCAGCAAUGGGACGAACGCGAACGGGACGAACGCCAUUGUGGCCAGCGCUGUGGAGGAUGAAACAUUUCUUUGAGCCGUUGCUGUAGCUGACAAUACCGUACAAACCGGCUCGCGUUCUCAAGAAACGUCGCGAGUUUGUUCUCGUGCUCUCUCACUCUCCUUUUCCCUUUCAGUCGCAUAGAGUUCGCGUGAAAGGAUUAGCAGGAUUAACAUGUGUGCUUCUUAUCCGUGCAAUGCUGAUUGUAUUCGUACCGUGAACCACUGGGCAAUAGUCAAAUACCGAGAUAAACAAUCUUUCCAUGUACGACUAUGUAUGUAUAUGUGUAUGCGUGUGUAUGUGUGUGCGUAUGGAUGUGUAAGCUUGUGUUCCGAACGAUUAUGUGGCAAAAGCAAAAAAAAUGGAUGUAGAUAUGAAUUAAAACAAUCAAACUCAAACAUGUAAACGGAUAUUUUAAAUUGAUCGGAAUGGUAAUUAUUUUUAUACGAAAGGCUGCUACUAAAAAGACAUGCUCAGAAAAUGAGUUAAGCGGAGUGUAGACUAUUAUAGAGACAUGAUCAAAUGUACCAUUCGUGCCAAGUGAGGCGAUAAGAAAUAAAGCACAACAAUUAUCUGUAAAGCAAAUAAUGGCAUCAACAUUGGCAAAUUCACCGCAGAUUCAUGUGUGCUGCUGGAUGGUUUAAAUUUAACAGUAUUACAACAAAACACGUGUGAAAUCGAAAUUGAGCACGUGGUACUUACAAUUUAAGUGCGAUAAUUAAAUUUUACCGUUUUAGUCUAUUGCUUUAGACAUACAAUUCAUGUGUAAAACAAAACAUGUACUGGUAUGAAAAUAUAUUACUAUCGCUUCACUCUGAGACUGAA